CAAGAGAAGCUAUGUGAGAAGCUAAAAAACCUUUCUGAUGAUCUUUUGCGAGAAUCAGAUUCCCGUAAACUAGCACUACUGGAUUUGAACCAGUUACGGACCGAAUAUUCAGAUCUCUUGAAGUACAACAAAGAGCUUAGUCGUCAGACUCAAGAGGGUGGUGAUUCUAUUACCCUAAAGAUCGCACUUGAACGUGCCAAAGAGGCACACAAAUUAGCACUGGAAAAAAUCACCUACUUAGAAACGGCAUAUGUCAACGUUGUCCCAAAAGAGGAGUUCUCCAACGUUCAAGAUCGCUUAGCCGAUUCUGAGUCUGAGAAUGAACGUCUUAGGGCCAAUUGUGAACAAUUAAGGUCUCAGCUUGAGCCCGAGUGGUCGUGCGUAGGCGGCAUGGUACCAGGAGGUCGGAGACAUUGGCAACAACUGACCUCAGGAAAAUCCUCGAAAGAAAAAUUGGCUAUUCUAACGGCGGAGCUCGCAGGAGAUUCAGCAUUGACUCUCCCAGGGUUGGACAUACAGAAUGAAACAAACAAAAAAGUGCCUAAAUUCAUCGAAGACCUUACGCAUACCUAUCCGCGCUUGCUGCCAAAACGCGAUCUUUUGAUCCUCCUCGAGGAUUUUUGGUCAAAACGACAAGAGCAACUGAAUGAUUUCCUGAAAUGUCUUCGAGAUAAUGUACAAUCUACGUUGCCAUCAUUCAACGAUUUCCUAUAUAAAUACCUAAAAGAAGCAUUUGGAAUAGAGAAGAUUCGUCGAGAGUGGUCGCUCUCACUUUAUAUCUCCGGGAGAGUGAUGACGGACUGCGAGGAACUUGUUCGUUUUCGAAUGGUUGCCGACAACGAGAUUGACGAAGCCUACCACUGGUACUUGCGCUCAUUAACGGGUCGACUGUUCAACCAACUUCGUGAAAUCGCUCAUGCAACGGCUAUCGCAUUCUCAAUGACCACAGAGCCCACUGGGGAAAAGGUGACGGAUGUCCAAUUGGCUAAACCCAAAAGGAGUGAUUGCCAAUUAAGCGUCCGACAAUUGAGCGUGGUUCUUGCCAAAUUACUUCAGUGCACUCCUGACCACGAAUCUAUCACACGGCUCAUUAAGAUAGCUUUCACAAAUGAUGACAUUGAUGACAGCGAGACCACAUUGCAAACAGGGAUUUCGAUGGAUGCAACAGUCUCACUGGAAGAACUUUUUUAUCGGGGCCCUGGUGAACCGACUCCGCCCUUUGUGAUCGCCCUUGUAAAUCGCCUAGUACAGGGACGAAAGCCAAUCAUCGAUCACAUUCUCAUGGAAAUUCAAAGACAGAAAUCGAAUGAUGCGUAA
Messenger RNA from Mesocestoides corti, 1317 nucleotides. Lineage: Eukaryota; Metazoa; Platyhelminthes; Cestoda; Cyclophyllidea; Mesocestoididae. The record is from the annotation of a GenBank genome assembly.